AUGAUUGAGCUCCCUGUCACUGCGCUUCUAUUCCUGUGGGCUGCCUCAGCAGGCGCUACACCGCCAGGCUUCUGGGACAUCGAGAUCGAUAACGGGCCAGCUCCAUCGCCUGAAGACGGCCCUCCUCUGUCCGCGAACGCCUCGCGCGACAGGUCACUUCUCCCGGCACAAAUCUGCGGCAUCCUCGGCGGCUACAUCAUCACAGUCCUGUUCGUCGGCGCUUGCCUGCUCACCUUCGGCCGCAGACUACGAAAACAGGCGCUGCUCGCCGCACAGGGAGCCAUUGAAGUAGAGAUGGUCAGGCCGACCGGGAUGGGGUUUGAUCCAGUAUCGCCUGCCUCCACCGCACGAGCCUGGUUGCCCAGUCCCAGCAAGCUCAAGCACACAUUCCGGAGGAGCACCACGAGCGUCAACGAGGAUCCGAAGAGUCCUGGCGGGGUCAGCGUCGCCUCGUUCGACAGCAGGGUUCUUGAAAGCGACAAGGAGAAACGGCAGAAGGAGAUGGAACGACUAUACGCAGCGGUUGCCGAGCACAGCUUCGCGCAAUCAAAGGUGGUCUACAGCGCCGAGACGGAAGAGAUCCAGCCAGCAAGCGGAGGUCCUUCACCUCCUUCAGGCAUGAGCCCGCAAAGGAAACCCGGUAAACGGCUACCGCAAUUGCAGACUGCCCUCAACGCCGCGCACUUGGAUGUUCCACAGAGCCCAGCAAGCCCACGAAGCCCCAUCAGAACCAUAUAUCCCCCGGACUAUCCAAUGGCUGUCCGACAGCAACAACAACAGAGCAGCGCCACGCAGCCCUCGAGUCCGCGCAGUAUACUGACCCGUAAAGAGCGCACACCUUCCAUGGGUUCCGCGAGCAGCAAGUCUCGGCGCGGCCUGCGCAAUCUCCGCAUCUCUGCACCGCUGGACAGAUACCCUGCCGAUGAUGACGAUGAGGCUAAGACGCCGCUAUCACCACGCUUUUACAACCCAGGCCCGCCACCUUCACCGCCAAACGCGUCGGCGCCGACGACACCAGGUACGGUCGAUGGCCUGGACGACCAUUAUGAACGGCUUGAUAAGCCACAGCCUCUUCCUCGUCCAGCGCCCCAGCGCAGCAAUUCGCGACACUCCAGUACCGCUGUGCCCACGUUGUCGACCAUCAGUGUGGCUCAGUCAGCGAGCCCCUCAACCUCGACCCUGCCUUUACGCGCGCUAGGUGAUGCUGCGCUCCCGUCGACCAAGACAACGUACCUAGAGCGCCGUCGGGAUGCGCUUGGCUUGACAACGCCGCGGACUGGAGUGCCGGCCACCCCUUACAGUCCGUACAUGCCAUUCACACCUAUCACGCCUGUGACGCCUCAUCUUGUGAGCAAACACGAACGCAAGAUGAUGAAGAAGAACGAAGUCAAGAAGGUUGUGACUGCUGACGAUCAGGUCAAGGAUGAGAAGGAGCUGUGGGAUUCCGGGUAUUGA
Messenger RNA from Coniosporium apollinis CBS 100218, 1455 nucleotides. RefSeq lists its product as uncharacterized. Lineage: Eukaryota; Fungi; Ascomycota; Dothideomycetes. The transcript has a single exon. The record is from RefSeq and is a predicted model, not a curated record. Bases 1 to 1455 code for a protein of 484 amino acids.